Molecule: messenger RNA, 544 nt
Organism: Anopheles nili
Lineage: Eukaryota; Metazoa; Arthropoda; Insecta; Diptera; Culicidae
Exons: 3
Coding region: 22-477 (151 amino acids)
Source: RefSeq, a predicted model, not a curated record
UUCCGCAGCAAGUCGUUGAAAAUGUUUCGCUUUUUAGUGUUAGUUGGUGCGUUGAGUGUGUUCUGCCACAAUGUUUUGACUACAUCUUGCCCGUUCUGCAUUGGAGUUGACGAAUGCGAAUCAAACCAAAGCAUUCCCAAGGUUACUUGCACCGCUUCCAUUGUUAAUCAAACGGUUACCGAGUUGAGUGUGUUUUACGAAGAUUUGACGGAAUUCACUGCAAUCGUAAGCGUGUACAGCUGCGUCGACGUAAAAUUUAGGAUUCAAGGCCAUGAUAAUAAUGCAUUCGCCGUGCAGGGAUGCACAGCGGGUCAGAAAAGUAUUUGCAGCCAACCGACGUUUGACAUCAAUGGCUCUUUGAAUUGCUCAUCACGCAACGUUGGGCACUCCAUGCAUCGCCCAGACAGUGUAGGCCUGCUCAGUAGAGCUCUGUUAAGCCUGGUCGCUGUAAUCGGUGCAUUCGCAGUAUCAAGUUGAGUGUAGAAAUCGAUAGCACUUGUGCUUAGUAUCUUACAGAUAAAUAAAACAAACUAAUAACCGUCAU